This is a messenger RNA of Nicotiana tabacum (common tobacco), 1838 nucleotides long. NCBI's taxonomy places the organism in Eukaryota, Viridiplantae, Streptophyta, Magnoliopsida, Solanales, Solanaceae. The record is from RefSeq and is a predicted model, not a curated record.
AUAUAAUAUAAUUUCUGUUUUGGGUUUUUGUACAUUUCUAUUUCUUCAGAGUUUUUAUUCACUCUGCUCACAGACUAGGAUUUCUUGAAAGUUGAGCCAAUUUUCUACCCUGAAUUUUGGCGGGAUUUUUGUAGAGUUUAAGGUUUGGCUCUCUUUCCAAACGUACCUUCUCCUAAUCAUUUGACGUUUCAUUUGGAAUUGGGCCGUAAAAAGAAACAAUGGGUUUGCAUUGAAUUUGCCUCAUAUGAGCCAACAAAAACUUGGGUUCUAGAGACAUUUAUCCAAGCACGAAGCUUUAACUUUUUAUAAUACUAUAUUCUAACAAUUUUCGUCUUAAUUUUAUUGCAGGGAAUUAAUUUUCCAUACUGGGAUUGAUACUUGAAGCUUUUUUUGCCUGCAAAUUCUUGUUUUUUCAUAAGGUAUAAAGUUAUAGUUAGGAAAGAAAGAAAAAAGAGGAGAGUAAAAUGGGGUCAAAUUUCGUGGAUGAAAUAGAUUGCGGCAGCUUCUUUGACCAAAUUGAUGACUUGAUUGAGUUUCCGUCAGAGAAUGAGUGCGGUGGCCUUAGUUCAACGGAUUGCAAGGAAUUCCCAAGCAUAUGGGAUCAGCCCUUACCGGAUUCCGACCCUCUUUUCUCCGGCAGCUACAACAAUUCACCUUCCGACCUGUCGGCCGAGCUCUCUGUUCCUUAUGAGGAUAUUGUACAACUUGAAUGGCUCUCAACAUUUGUGGAGGAUUCCUUCUCGGGCAGAGGCUUGACCCUUGGGAAAGAAAAUGCUCCCAUCAACAAGGAGACAUCCCACAGCAAAUUCCAGUCUUCGAGUCCUGUCUCUGUGCUCGAGAGCAGCAGCAGUAGCUCCUCCUCUUCCUGCUCAGGCGGGAAAACCUUUCCUCUCAGUCCAUGUCACCGUGGUCCACAACGUGCUAGGAGCAAGCGUCCUCGCCCGCCAACUUUCAAUCCUCGGCCAGCGAUUCAACUUAUCUCUCCGACAUUAGUCUUCAUUGAGAAUCCCCGGCCAUUUGCUGCUCCUGUAACUUCUUCACAAUCCGAAAACUUGGCAGAGUCUCCAAUGAAGAAAAUCAAAUUUACGAUCCCUCUAGCUCCAAUCGAGACAAUUCACAACUCCACCGCACACGCAGUUAGAAGAUGCAUGCAUUGCGAGAUAACCAAGACACCUCAAUGGAGAGCAGGUCCAAUGGGACCGAAGACCCUCUGCAACGCUUGUGGCGUUCGCUACAAGUCAGGAAGGCUCUUCCCUGAGUACCGGCCUGCUGCAAGCCCUACAUUCGUUCCAUCCAUGCAUUCCAAUUCUCACAAGAAGGUUCUUGAAAUGAGAACCAAGGACAUUCCCGAGAACAACGCCACUGCCAGCAACAACCAUCCAACAGGAGUUCAAUCCGAGUAGCACAUCCUCAGUGGAGGAGUAGAUGUAAAGGGAAGGGAAAAAGGAAGCAGAGAAUAGCUUUACCUAGUCAUAGUCUUUUUUGUGUCCUCUCUGCAUUUCUCAUUUCAGUUAAUGUUAUUUGCUUGCUGUUUUUUCGUUGGUUCUUUGUACAGAGAUGUAAUGGGGGGAAUUAGACGAUCAUAUUUUAGGUGGUAGAGAGAGGGGAAUGAUGAGAAGAGAGGGCACUGAAAGGGGUUAAGAGUGGAGUUUAGGGCUGGAGUAUAGCUUUAGCGUCAUUUUAGGUCCUUUUGAAGUUCAAAAUAGGCGUGGGGUUGGUUUUGAUCUCUUUAUUAGACUUUUGUCCUUAAUUUCUCAUCAUUUGGAUGGGAAUUCUUUUUGUAGUGAGUUUGUUAUUAGGUGAUUCUGAAAUGAGUAAUACUUUGGAUUAUGUCUUGA